Messenger RNA from Trematosphaeria pertusa, 1317 nucleotides. RefSeq lists its product as uncharacterized. The record is from RefSeq and is a predicted model, not a curated record. The transcript has 2 exons. NCBI's taxonomy places the organism in Eukaryota, Fungi, Ascomycota, Dothideomycetes, Pleosporales, Trematosphaeriaceae. The coding region runs from base 248 to 985 and encodes 245 amino acids.
UGGCCGAUCGCUGGGUCCAGCUGUCGAGAAACCAGCAUGACAAGCCGGAAUCGGGGUGUGCUUGUUGAAUGCCUCUCGACAUCCCACACCAAUUCCUGCCCUCUCUGUCGCGCUCUGCUAGUUCAACUCUACCGUAGGUCUAAUUCUCCAUGAUGUUUCGUUCGUCACUACUCGCGUUCGUCUUCGGCUUCAAUAGCGGCUGCUCAAGAAUUCUCGUGGGGGUAUCAACCCGCGAAUACAUCCGAGCAUGGAUACGACCCGGUCUUCGAAGUCUGCGGCAAGCUGUUAUGAUGGGUUCUACUGCGCGUAUGAUAGCAAGAAUGUGGCUUUCUGCUGCGAGAAGAACACUGAUGUAGGAGACUGCGGAGACCUGUUAAACGAAACACUUAGCAGCACCGAACGCGCCGCACCCAAUACUACUAUCCCCGUAACCGCCAUCUUCACUCCCUUAACCACCGCGUCCGACCAGUCUGUCGUUGUUAGACCCGACCGAACACCGCCCCCUUCCCUCCCAGGCGCCACAAACGGCUACACAAAGAACAUCGACGCUGAAAGGGACAUCUCCACAGCGGUCAGAGUGGGCAUCGGCAUAGGCGCAUUCAUCGGAGCAGCCGUCCUCUUCGCUCUCGCGGCUUUCUGCUUCAUCCACCGCCGCCGCAAAGCGAGAUAUAAAGCGCUUGGGGACACAGAUACAAACGCAGGGGAUAAAGUGCUGGCGGAGCAUCCGGAGCCGUUUCCGUCGCCGAGGUCGCUGUCUCCUGCUCCCGAAGCGUCUGAACCGAUGCGAGGUGACACGGUGGUUUCUCCGGAUCGGAGGUCGAGUGAUGUGGUUUCGCCGGUGCCGCUUCAGCAGUACCCGGAUAAUCUGGGGAUUUAUGGCACGCCUGCAGCGCUUGCCGCGAGGCAUCGUAGUCUGGAGCUUACGCAUCUGCCUUCGCCGAGGACGCGGGCACAUGGAGAGACGGAUACGAAUCUGCAUCUAUGAGGACGAAGCGUAAGGGACAGCGAAAGUGCCUUGCGGUCGACUAUUUCUCUUUCAACUUAGCAACGCCCAUUGCUUUGCAUUGCUGGGCGUUCAAAAGCGGUGGUCCUCGAUCCAUCUCCGCGCUUCCUUUUUCCUAACGAUUCUUAAGAUUGCGAGCUAUGGUCGCCUCAAUAAUAUACUUCUCUUUAUUUCUUUCAAUACUGCCAACUUCUUCCAUUUCCUUUUACUCCGCAAUUCCGCAUCAAGCCGUGUCUCGUUCAUCGCGGGCGCUUCCGAGGAGCGUGCUGACGCGUUACUCGAACCGGUCUAACCGCAUCACCAAGCGUGAAUAU